UCUGAAUGCUUUAUAAACAUCGCGCAGCCAUUUAUGAAAGUGGUCGAAAUCACAAAGUCUGAAAAAUCAAUUCAUUGGCUGCAAAAAAAUAACAAUCUAAUACUUUGGUAUCAUCCACAUGGGUUUAGAGGUGACACCUGCUGAGUGCAUUUUGUCUUAAGAACAAAACUGGGAUGAGAGUUUCUGGUAUUUCGGUCAUUUGUCUAAGCGCGCUCUGCGUUGUUGGAUCUUUCAGUGCCGAAAGAGGUUUCAUUCUAACUGCGCCGAAGAACCUCGAUGCGGGCAGCACGGAGUAUUUGACCUUCACGGCAAUCAAUGUCCCAACGGGUGGAUCCGUCACCAUCAAACUACUACACUGGGACAAGGAUGAAGUGCUGGCAGAGAGUAAAGUCGUUGCCAUUAAUAAUAUGAACAUGUGGGUAGAGAUGACCGUGCCUCCCUCUCCCUUGGACGUUAAAGCGAAACUGCGAGUGAAGGGCACUUUCAGCGGCGGCUACAAGAUAGAGGCCGAGAAGGAGGUGUUCAUCCGACGCACUUCCGUCGUCACUUUCAUUCAGACAGAUAAGCCCGUCUACAAACCGGGACAGACAGUCAGAUUCCGAGUGCUGCCCCUGGACAGUCGACUCAAACCGCUGGAAUCAAAUACAAAAGGAGAUGUCUGGAUUCAAGAUCCUACUGAUGUCAGAGUUGCGCAGUGGAAGCAAGUUAAGUUAGAUGAGGGCAUUGUACAAAUGGAGCUUCCCCUGUCAAACGAGCCUUCUUUAGGAACAUGGAAGAUAGGAGCGGUUAUCAAUCAAGUGAACAGUUAUCAGACCUUUGAAGUUGAAAAAUAUGUUUUACCGAAAUUUGAAGUGAAAGUGAAGCCUCCUCCUUUUGUCAUGGCAGAUGCGGAUAUCAUCCCAGUUGAAGUGUGUGCUUGGUAUACUUAUGGCAAGAAGGUAGACGGCACAUUCAAGGUUAAAGUCACUUACAAACAAUAUCCGUGGGAGAAAAAGAAUCAUGCCAUACCUUCUAUUAAAUAUUCAGGACUGAUAUCUGGCUGCGAAAUCAUCAACAUUCACACUCUGGACAUCCUGAUGCAAACACUCAACUUCGGAUAUCGAACACUCCUCUUCUCCGCUAAAAUCACCGAGAACGGAACAGGUACGGAAGGAAAUGCCUCGGCGUCGCUGGGGAUCACGCACUCGCCCCUAGAGCUAACUUUCCUCGGUUCAAAGAGUGGCAUGGACUACUUCAAGCCAGGAUUACCGUACUUCGGGCAGUUGCUGGUCACGAGACCCGAUGGAAUCCCCGUGGCCAACGAGAAAAUAGAGAUUUGUGCGCAUUACUUCGAUCAAGUUGGUUCCGACUACGUUUCCUCCCAACCCAAGGAGCGGCGCUGCCAGCUCUUCACCUCCAGCAAGGAGGGCCUCAUUCACUUUUCCAUUGCUCCUAUGCCUUCAGACAUCCUCAGGAUAUCAUUGGAGGCAGAAGCCGUGAACUACGAGGCCAUCAAGUACCCCGAUAAUUGGUGGAGGUAUAAAGUAGUGCGUCCCUCUGUUAUUCUUAGUCUCCAUCCGUGGUAUUCCCCGUCCGGCAACUACCUGCAAAUCCAGCCGCACUCCGGUGAGAUGGAGUGCGAUUCUAGACAGGCCCUUAUCAUCAGAUACACAGCAGAGAAAGGGGUCUCUGUCAAGUUCUACCACCAAGUAUUGUCUCGAGGCCGCAUAGUUCAACAGGGAUCCCAUCAGCGGUUCUACUACGAGACAGACCAGAAGAAGGAAAAGUACGACUUGCCUGCCCCUAAUACCCCGCAGUUCCGCCCCUACUUUAGCUCUCCAGUGAACUCCACAGACCAGCCCGAGAUCGGGGAAUUCUUGCUUAGCUUCGACCCACGGGCCAGCAUGUCACCAAUAGCCCGGCUUCUGGUCUUCUAUGUCCGUGAUAAUGGAGAGAUCGUUGCAGAUUCCAGGAUGAUCAAAAUUGCUCAAUGUUUCCAAAACAAGGUGAACAUGCACUUCCGGCAUGAACAGCAGUAUCCGAGUACGGAGGCAUCCAUGCUGUUGUCCGCUAGUCCCUCCUCUCUGUGUGGAAUUGGCCUCAUUGACAAGAGCGUGCGGUUGCUUAAACAAGACGAGCAAUUUAGCAAAAAGAAUAUUUUCAAUGUCAUGGAGAGAUAUGAUGUCGGCAAGGAUGAUCAGCCACGUCAGGUGACUGAAAAUUAUUGCAAUCUAGGUGACACAGAAGUGCUGCGUUCUGCGAGAACAGAUGGCGAUUUUUUCAUGCCUUUUUCCAGGAGCCUAUCACACCAUGUGGACACAGCCAUGGCCUUCGAAGAAGCGGGAAUGGUUGUAAUUAGUAGUUUCCAACUGGAAAACCGACCUUGCGUGGCUACAGAACCUGUGGCAUUCAUAGAUGACUUGAUAGAUGACAGAAGAUUCAGAAUAGGCCGUAAGUCCCUGUUUUCAGGAGAAAACAACUUAGGACGCCCUGCCCUGCCAUUGCCCCAGAUGAUAUUUACGAAGAUGGAAGAUAGAAGCCCAGAAGCGGAAGUCCCCCAAAAGCCGAGCGAAACGGAAGAGAUCCGAAAUUAUUUUCCAGAGACCUGGUUGUGGGAAAUGCACUCUGUUGGACCUAGUGGUCAAACAGUGGUGAAACGCCACUUGCCCCACACUAUAACCCAAUGGGUAGGAGGCGCUGUCUGUGUUAGCCCUAAGACAGGGCUGGGGCUGUGGGAGGAGAGCAGUAUCACCGCCUUCCAGCCUUUCUUCGUCUCUUUCACCCUGCCUUAUUCAGUAGUGAGAGGAGAAGUCCUGCCACUUGUUGUCUCUGUCUUCAAUUAUUUGUCUGAAUGUUUACCGAUUAAGUUGUCUUUGGAACCGAGUGAAGAAUAUCGAAUCCUGUCGGAGAGCAGAUCUCAUCGUCUGUGUGUUUGUGGAGGAGAGAGCAAAAGCCAUAGGUUUUCCCUGGAGCCAACAACACUUGGUAAAAUUAACGUAACCAUGUACGGCUUUUCUCUGGAAGACGACGACGAAGCGGUCUGCGGCAAUGAAGUAACAGCGAGAUUAAGUGCGCGAGAUGCCGUCUCUAAACAGCUGCUCGUGGAGGCAGAAGGUUUUCAAAAAGAAGAAGUUUUCAAUUAUUUUGUUUGUCCUGAAAAUACCAACGGAACUUAUGCCACAGAGAUUGAUCUUUUACUACCAGAAGAUGUUAUUGAGGGUUCGGGAAGAGCAUAUGUGUCCGUUACAGGUGACUUAAUGGGUCCAGCUUUGAACGGGCUGAGCAAUUUGGUAAAUCUUCCGGUGGGUUGUGGGGAACAAAAUAUGGUUCUCUUCACUCCUAAUAUCGUCGUCAUGGAUUAUUUGACUUCGACUGGAAGAAUGACGGAGCAGAUGAGGACGGAGUGUUUGAACAAUAUGAAAAUAGGCUAUCAAAGAGAAAUGCGCUACCGACACAAGGACGGUUCAUACAGUGCCUUUGGAUCGGGCGAUAAGGAAGGCAGCCUGUGGUUGACGGCCUUCGUGGUCAGGUCCUUUGGACAAGCCAUGCGCUUCAUAGACAUCGAUUUCCAUGAUCUCGCGUACAGCACCGCCUGGGUUCUCGGACGGCAGUUCGAGAAUGGCUGCUUUGAGCCUUCCGGUCGAGUGCACAACAAGGCCAUGAAGGGAGGUCUGACCGAUGGUGAACAUUCCUUGGCACCUUUGACUGCUUAUGUUCUUAUAUCUCUUCUCGAAUCCGGGACUCAAGGACCCGAUCAACUUUCGAUACGCAAUGGGCUAAUGUGCCUGGAAACGGAACAGAAUCCCAAUAAUUACACAUUGGCCCUAUUUGCGUAUGCAACAACCCUGGCACAAGAGAAGAGAGCUGCAUAUCAUUACUUAAGCAAAUUAGAAGAGAGAGCCACCAUCAAAGGUAGCCACAUGUACUGGGAAUCGCCAUCAGAGGAAAAUGGCUCCAAAUCCGUGAACGUAGAAAUCGCUGGAUACUAUAUCCUCAGCAGGAUGAGGCUGGAUGGGAAGGAAAGCGUGUCAACAGUAUUGCCAGUCGUCAGAUGGAUAGCGCAGCAAAGAAACGCGCAAGGAGGCUUCGUUUCAACGCAGGAUACAGUUAUAGCCUUGCAAGCCCUGGCCCAAUAUUCCGCCCUGCAAUCGACUUCUCCCGUAGACAUCGGAUUGGUAGUGGAAAGUGACGAACUGGUCAAAGGAUUCAAAGUGGACGAAGACAACAAACUGCUUACUCAAAGAAUUCAAAUACCUUUACUACCAGCUGUGGUCGACUUGCAAGCAGUCGGAGACGGAUGUGCCUUAGUGCAAUUCUCCCUAAAGUAUAAUGUCGAAAAAGUUUCUGGAAGCGAAGCUUUGGAUCUGAGCGUCACUGUGGUCAGACUGGGGAGCUCCAUUUGCAACUUACCCAGACUCGACAUAUGCAUGAGGUACAAAAAUCCAGAUCAGAGCACGAACAUGGCAGUGGUAUCCGUAAAAAUGCCUUCUGGGUUUGCUCCCGACGAAUGGAGCCUCUAUGAGUUACAAUCCAGUCCGGAGGUGCAGUUGAAACGGCACGAGUUAGAGGGCAAUCAAGUGAAUCUGUACUUCAACGAGCUUACCAAUGAUCGAAAAUGUUUCAUGUUCUUCAUCAAAAGUGAAAUUGAAAUCGAGGAGAUAAAGCCUUCUUCGGUUAAACUCUAUGAUUACUACCAGCCGGAGCUGGAAAUUACCAAGGAGUUCACACUGCCUUCUACAUGUUCCGUGCCUUCCUUACCGGGUAUUGCAUUCAAUUUAUCAGAAAUGCUUCCGACACCGCCACCAACUUUUCCAAUAGAUGUAGAUAACGAGGAAGAAAUGUUCAGUAUUUUGCCCGUACCUGCCGCAGAGCAUACUUUCACGACAAAACAUGCAUUAGGAUACGGUGACUUGGACUCUGUUGCUGAGUCUUUAACUACGAUCCAUCCCACUGAAAGUGUGGCAACAGGACCCUAUCUCCCUGUUGAUGAAAUAUCAGCAACUAUGGAUAAGACAGUAGAAACCCCAUCGAAAGGAAUGACCACUGAAGGGCUUUCUUCGGAAACGACGCUGUUGCCCAUUGAAAGCGAGCAGGCGGACGAUGCAAGUCCUCACUGGCCAGAAAACAAUGUGAGUCACCUGGCCAAUUUUCUGAACAUUGAUCAAGACCUCGAUUUUCCGGACGGAAUAGAAGGAAACCUGCCAGUAUCGGUUCUGUCGACGGUUUCUCCACCAGUUUUCUCCUUAGAUGAGAUUUCAAACUGUCCGAUAUGCAUAACACAGUUUCCAGAAGAUUUCAAUGACAUCUACUGCAAUUCUGCUUUUGCUUUACGAGUGAUCGUGCGAGAUGGCAAAAUGGGGACAGUCAAAAUACUUCAGGACAUCAGUUAUUUCCUUCUGCAGCCGAAAGCAAUGAAGAAAUUUGCGAAAUUGGAAUACGAUCACAAAUGCGAUUGUGCACAGUUACGAGAAAAGAAUUCCGUUCACUUCAUAAUGGGCACACCGACAGACCUCUGGAGCUCAGAAAGAGAGAAGCACAGAAUUCGUCUCACAAACCAAGUUCACGUCAUUUCAAUACCAGUGAAAACAUUGCAAUCAGAACUACUGAAGACAGCGAGAAAGAUGUGCAGCAAUGACCCCUAGAUUCGUUUUUAAAAAAAAUAUACACUGUUGUGAAAUGAAAAAAAGUGGACAUAGAUUUUUAUUUCGAAGAACAGAUGUAAAGUUUGAGAGAGAACUCUUGAGACUUAAACUCUUACUUUAGAAAUGAGGUACGUGACCACCAUUUGAAAUUCUAACAUUUCUAUUGAUGCGAUAAAUGCAUUUUGGUCAUUUUACCACCGAUGGCGGUCAAAAUGAAGCACCAUUAAUAUAAAGUCUUAAAGAACAGCUUUUAACAACAUAUAUUUAAUAAAAUAAUAGUUUUUCUCG
This is a messenger RNA of Argiope bruennichi, 5909 nucleotides long. Its product is annotated as pregnancy zone protein-like. Gene Ontology annotation, molecular function: endopeptidase inhibitor activity. Gene Ontology annotation, cellular component: extracellular region. NCBI's taxonomy places the organism in Eukaryota, Metazoa, Arthropoda, Arachnida, Araneae, Araneidae. The coding region runs from base 174 to 5621 and encodes 1815 amino acids. The transcript is spliced from 35 exons. The record is from RefSeq and is a predicted model, not a curated record.